ACAAAACAAUGCAUAUUGUACAUGCAUAAUUAAUGCCCUUACGCUUGUACAACGACAGCAGCAGCACAUACGAACGAGAAGAGAAGCGACCUUCGCCGUCGUCACCUUGUCGAAAUGUUCCUGCUCGAGAUCGAUGUUUUUUUCUCUUUCUGGCGAGAGGAGACAUUCGAAAAUACCGACGCAUAAUAAAGAAAUGAGGAAUGCUACUUCACAAGAAAAAAUGGAAUGCUGUAGGAAUCAGUCACAGAGUGGCGAACCGAACCAGUUUAUUCAGAUCAAGCGCUGGGGUAGACGGGUGUUUUUUAAGUUUUGAAUUUUAAGUUUGACCUAAGCAUUUUUGCUGCCUAUAUGUUGAACAAAAUCAGGAAUAAUUUUUUCGAGGAAAGCUAAAUGAAAAUGGUGACGCGAUAUAUUGUUAUUGUUUUUUGAUAACCUAAAUGAGUCGCCUACCUCGUACCAGAACAAAUCCAAAAGCAGAAACGAGAUCAACUAUACAUCCUAAAAAUGUCAAUAGUGGAAUAGCCAAGAGGACUAUGCCGGUUCCAGUACCAAGAAAAUUGCAUGGAGAUAUAUCAACAUGUCAUGUACCCGCACCAAGACGACACAGGCGCUUCCACACAUCGUUCAGCAGUUCCAUACGACGAAAUCCGCCGGCAAUUCCACCUUCACUCCUCCGUUUCGUGUCGGAGCUGGAACCAGGCUUUCAAAAUGCAACAAAUGCUCAUCCACACAAAAAGAAGGACAAUGUGGGACCGGGAAGGGUCAAAGUUUUGCUGAGAGUAUGUCCUCAAAGAGUUUUGAAAAACGAUGUUGUUCAAAAAUCAAAGCAAUCGCCUCAACAACAAGAAAGCAUCUUGCGUGUCGAAGGAAACCGUAAACACGUGACUAUAUUCGACUCAGAGAGUGGUCUACAAUCAGCACAAAUGAAGGUCGGGGUGUCGGCACCGAAAUUGUACGCAUUUGACGCUGUAUUUCCCGAAGAAUCAUCUCAGAUUGAAGUUUGCUCCACGAGUCUCACCGACGUCAUUCAAGCUGUGGUGCAAGGAGCAGAUGGGGCAGUGUUUUGUUACGGUCACUCCGGGUUGGGAAAAACAUACACUCUGAUCGGCUCCGACGCCAAUGAAUAUGAAGUAGGACUAAUUCCGUGUGGAAUAAGCUGGUUAUAUCGAGCAAUCGAUGAAAUGAAAGAAAAAACUAAAGGACGGUUUUCUGUUCGUGUAUCCGCUAUAGAAAUUCAAGGCAGAACUGAAAAACUGAAAGAUUUAUUGAAGGAGUUUUCUAAAGAUGGAGGACCAACAGAUGAUUUGUGUGUGCGGGAGGACCCGCUGUUUGGAACACAGUUGCAAAAUCAAUCUGAACUGCGUGCUUCAUCUGCGGAGAAAGCGGCGUAUCUGUUAGACGCUGCGUUGUCUACCAGGUCGAGUUCAGGAUCGCGAUCGACGGAAGAAGCGAGAAGGCAUUCUCAUAUGGUAUACACGCUUCAUGUUUACCAAUAUCGCCUAGAUAAGACAGGACAAACUGGAGUCUCCGGGGGAAGAAGCCGUCUUCACUUCAUCGACCUUGGAAGUUGCGAGAGAACAUUGGUCAAAACUCCAAAUUCUCUCACAUUAUCACUAAAUUCACUUGGCCAUGUGAUUAUGGCAAUCAUCAACAAUUCAAAGCAUGUUCCGUUCAAAGAAAGUAAGCUAACUAUGGUUCUACAAGAAUUGUUAGGAAACUUCAACUGUCGAACUGUUAUGCUUGCUCAUGUCGCCAAAGCUUCAACCCAUUAUGCUGAUACCAUGUCUACCGUGCAAAUGGCAUCGCGAAUUCAUCGAGUUCUCAUGAAAAAGAAAAGCAAGUCUUCGUCCACAACGUCUGUUAGAGGCAUUGGACCAAAUUGUCAUCUUUCAAGAUCUGUGAAGUCGCAUAAACGAGGUACGGAUGAGGAAAGCGUUGGAACAAGCUCAGGAGUCGGGGAAACAUCAGGCAGUGAAGUAUCAUGCGAUACAGUUAUAUAUGUCCGACCAAAUGGUGUACCAUUCAGCGACAGAGAGUUGACAGAUAAUGAAGGCCCGCCUCCGUCUGUACCAGUGAGGUCUCCGCCUCAAGUUGCAAAGUCCCUCUCAAAAAUAAACGAAAGCAAUGGUAUUAUUGAAAAUAAGCCAAGAAAUAAUGAAAACGUAAAAGCGAAAAGCCGUGGAAAAAUACCUGUUUCAAAAUUCAGAGAAACCCAUAAAAGUUCACAGUCCAAACGUCACAAUGCAAAGUCAAAUGUACAAAUGGUCCACUCUACAUCAAACACGCAAUUGAAGUUGGAAAAUCACGCAAAAUUAGUGAAAAACCUUUGUCGAAAUAAUGACUUUCACAAGACGACUAGAGUAAGCAAACCGUCCUCUAAUUCAAGUUCUGAAACUUCAAAACAACCUUGCCAAACCCGGUCAAAAAAUUCGUCCAACCCAUAUGAAAAUACUUCGUCUCUCAAUAGAAACUUCGACAAUUCGAAACAAACUUCUUCCAGUAGUAUAAAAUCUCAAAAACGGAGAAGUCGAAUACCACCCCCGCCCCCGCCACGCCUUCCAACAACUCGGCUACGUCAUAAUAGUUCCGAUCCAUUGCCAACACAAGGAGAUAGCUUGCAAUCUGACUAUCGAACAGAGCACCAUCCUACCUACGAAACUCUUCAUUCCUCGCAUGCUUCAGAAAACUUGGACGAACCAAUUUCGAAUAAUGAAUAUGAUAAUGACGAUGGAAAUCAUUUGGAAAACGUCCCAACUUCAGAGAAUGAUUGGCAACUCGGGAAUUCACUUAAUGAUCACAAUGUGAAUUUUGAGCCAGAAUUUGAACUGCCCGAAGAUAUUGUCCCAGCACAUCAAAUGGUAGAGGAUUACAUUGAUCGCGAGAGGUCUUACAGGAAUGAAGAUUCACAGGACUCAAUUUUACGGUUUCGUUCUCAGAAAUCUGUGCAAAACAUAUCCUACAAUCAAAUCAUUUUAUCCGAUCCUUCAAUUUCUAACACCGAUCUUUCGAAGUGCCUUCAAAAUUUUGAAGACGUUUUAAGUUCAGUAGAAGCGAGAGAGAAACAACAAUCAGUAAAAACGACCAUUCCUGCAUCGUUCAAUGAUAUGAGACCAGAAAGUAUGUUUGUUAACGUCAACGACGAUGAAUGGAAUUCUGAUGAAGACGAAGACACAUACACAAGUGAUUGUGACGUCAGUGAAGGCGAUGACGUAAUUGAUGUCAAUUUUUAUUGCCUGAGUUUCACAACUAAGAACCCACUGAUACCUCUGUCAAAACGCUCUUUUGUGAAAGAAGUCACUAAACGUAAACGUAUGAGCAAAGAAGAGCGUGGUAGCGAUGAAACAAGCACCGGGGACGACACCGAAUCAAAUCCGAUUCAAAAAUGGGCAGAAAAAGUUAACCGGACAUUUCCGCCCGAAAAAUGUGUAUCUGAUAACACCGACCAGAAUUUUGUAAGAUCAAGUUCUAGCCUAAGGCGAAGCGUAACUUUUGAUGCAAAUUCUGGGACCCCCAUAGAACUGUUGCCAGAUUGUAAUAAUGAUGAUGACAUAAAAAAUGAAGACAUAGUUAAAAGUUAUUCUACACUAAAUAGGAAUUCUACAGAAGAAUCUGCCAUAGACGCAACCUCAACGACUUCAUCUCCGUCGCAAGUACUAUUAUAUGACUCGUCUAGUUUGGAAAUAAACUAUGUCAAACCAAAAUCAUUCGGCGAAAUUAAUCCUAUAAAACAAUGCGCAAGCAAUAAACCUAAAGAUGAAUUUUAUAAAAAAGCUGCAACAAAAUUACCAGUACCAGAGGAUUCGUCCAAAUUAAAACAGUCAAGUGCGAUGAAAGCGAGUACGGGCAUGGCAAAAAACAAACAGAUUUUGGUGGCUGGGUCUAGCGGAACCCAGGGUACGCAGCUUUCUUUGGUAAAGAGGAACGGCGAGGCUUUUGGUCUUGAAUUGGUAAUUACUUCAGAAAAUGAUACAUCUACAAGCGGCUGUGCAAUGCCGACAGAAGAUAAGAUAAAAAAUAACAAGCGACUCGUUUCGUCGAAAAAAGGAAAUCAAAAUAGCGCGCCAUUUUUGAGUAACGAUACGGCAAAACAAAGUCCGUCAAAACGGUCAAAAUGGGGUGGACUCAAGAGGUUUGGAAGCAAAAAGGAAAAAGAUGAAGUGAAAUCAAAAUCACCACAUAGGAGUAACAUUAUGAACAGUAAAUCACCUGCUAAAUCAAAGACCACGAAAAAGCAGGAAAAUGAGACAAUAAAAAGUUUAAAAUCAUCCUCUAGUCCUAGUUUCGUCAGUAAACUUUUGUCUCCCAAGUUACGACGAAGUCAAAAAUCACCGAGUUGCACUUCAACAGCAAGUGCGGAUUUUCGUUACCGAUCACCGAACGUUAUUUCACAAGUAAGACCGGAUAUUGUCAGAGCAGGAAAUUCCUUCACUAGUGCAGAACAAUUAAGCAAUGAUAUCGGGGAGAAUAUAGGGGGAACAAUCAAGAAUUCGUGGAUUCAGUCGAAUGAAGUAUUGCCUAGCGAUAACAGCAUAUCGGUACCUGCUUCAAGGAGGGACAAGCAAGAUCAUUCACAUCAGACGCCGUCAACCCGAACUCGUUUUGGUUUUACCCGAAAAGCAAAGUCGUGACCAAACUUUUUUACUCAUUGGAAGUUCCAAGCCUGUUUUUUGUAUUAUAUUUUGUUACCACUUUUAUACUGUUUUGUUGUUUUGUAUUAUUUCUAUCAGCAGAAUAUCAGUCCAGAUCAUAAUUCUUCAAACUAAUUAUGAUUUGUUACGGAUUUCUGUCCAAUAAAGACACUAUCAUGGUUUAAACAUGUAGUAAUAAAAUGAAGAAUAGAGCAGCA
Messenger RNA from Styela clava, 4846 nucleotides. RefSeq lists its product as uncharacterized. Gene Ontology annotation, biological process: microtubule-based movement. Lineage: Eukaryota; Metazoa; Chordata; Ascidiacea; Stolidobranchia; Styelidae. The record is from RefSeq and is a predicted model, not a curated record. Gene Ontology annotation, molecular function: microtubule binding; ATP binding; microtubule motor activity.